Messenger RNA from Papaver somniferum (opium poppy), 1991 nucleotides. Its product is annotated as UPF0481 protein At3g47200-like. The record is from RefSeq and is a predicted model, not a curated record. The coding region runs from base 173 to 1621 and encodes 482 amino acids. Lineage: Eukaryota; Viridiplantae; Streptophyta; Magnoliopsida; Ranunculales; Papaveraceae. The transcript has 3 exons.
CUAACAAAUCAUGAAUAGUUAGCCAAAACAGGAUAACUUUUGUUUGAUUUUUUUAUAUAAUAGAAGAAACCUACAUGCUUUGGUUGGUUAACUGUCUUGUCUUAUUAGUACCUAAACCACCAAAAAUGGAGUCGAUUAAUGGUGUCCAAGAAUUGUAAGUUGGCUUUAGAAAAUGGGUUUCUCUGUAAGAGAUGUUAGUAGCAGAAAGAAGAAGGAAUAUUUACUUGACAAAAGAUUGUCUGAACUGAAGAAAGUUUUGAAUGCCUUGAAACACAAAGAAAAAUCUAAUCUUAGACUCCAAGAACAAGGACAAAAAGAGGAGGUGAAGAAGAAGAAAAAAGGAAAACAAGAAGAGCCAGAAGAAAAAUGGUCAUCAAUAUUAGACAUCAACUUAGAAGAAGAAGAUCCUUACAAAGAAUUAGAGGUUAUAAUACAGAAGACGGAACAACCGAUAUUCAAGUUACCUUCAUCACUCAAAAUGGGAAACGUGAAAGCUUAUGAGCCACAAGUGGUGUCAAUAGGUCCAUACCAUCAUGGUAAACCACACUUGGUACCUAUGGAAGUUCACAAGAAAAGAGCUCUGGUUCACUUUGUCAAGAGAUCGUAUGUUCCCCUGGCAACCUAUGUCGGUGAACUAAUGGAAGUUGUGGAUGAACUUAAGUUGUCCUAUGCGCAAUUGGACCAAGAAUGGAUUGAGGAUGACAAUAAGUUCAUUGAGCUCAUGAUUGUGGAUGGAUGUUUCCUCUUGGAAUUCUUGGCUGUUGGAACAAAGGUUUCUAUUGAUGAUUACGCUCGCAGUGACCCAAUGUUUAGCUUUCAUGGAAAAACUGUCAACUACGAUUCUGCAAUCAAAGACUUACUGACAGUGGAAAACCAACUGCCUUAUCUUGUUCUUACCAAGUUGUUGUCCGUGGCACGCCCAAAAGAGGAUUCGCAUGAAAUUAUAUCUCAUAUGAUGCUGUGCCACAAUGAAGGUCCUCGGCGUCACAUUCUGGAUCGUUAUGCUGAGAGGGUACUCGAGGCACCAGAUUUGGAGAUAGGAAUGAAAUUACCUACUGGGUACUCAGCAUCCGAGCUCUAUUACCAAUUUGGAAUCCGGUUCAAAAAGGUUAGUGGUUACAAGAGUAUCAGAUUUGACUACAAACAAGCAGUCCUCUUCCUUCCUCCGAUCAUGAUUCACGACGACCACCAGAACCCAUUUCUCAACAUGAGAGCAUUCGAGGUGUGGGUAAGCAAGGAUUUGAAAUUUCAUUCUUUCAUUUACCUUAUCAAAACUCUUGUCAAGUCCGUUAAGGAUGUUAUGCUGCUUCGGUACCAGGGGAUCAUAGUUGGCCCGCUAGACCAAGAGGCUGUUCUUAGGUCGAUUCAAGUCUUCACCAAAGACAUAGGCAUGUUCAACGUCGAUUCCGAACCUAUCGUAGCUCUCGAAGAUAUGAACGACUACUGCAAACAAGGAACCGUUAUGGUUUGGAGAAUGUACAGAAUUUGGGCUGCAAAUCUUUACGAGAAUUACUUUAGCAAUCCAUGGACUGUUAUCUCUUUAGUUGCAGCAGCUAUUCUCAUGGCACUCACCGUAACUCAGACCUACUACACAAUCAUUUCUUACAAGGCCAACAGGUAAAAACAGCUGAGAAGGGUAUGCGCUCUAGCUUUACUUAUUAAUAGUGUUGGUCUUGAAUCUUGAUGUAUGUAUGAAACAUGAUCAGAUUAUUAACAUGAAAUUCAGAGUCACUACUCUAGGUUGAAGCGAUGUACAUGCGCAGCUUGAUUGCGAAAUGCGAGUGUAUAAAGUAUAAACAAUUGCAUUUCUCAUGGGAUAUCAAUUAUGAUGUCGACUGGUAUAUUUCAGGCUGCAAAUUUCCUUGUUAAUAGCAUCUAUCUACUUAGAAGUUUCGAGCUAGAUAUGGUUAUUUUGAUAGGUUUGUUUGCUGAUGAUGCAUGUGGUGUCACUUGAUUCUAUGAUUGGCUGCAUGGCCCAUGCUUUUCUUUUC